UUCUUAUAGAUGGCAAGCAAUUCAAUACAACACCAUCUCCUUCACCUCUGCUCUCCCUCCUUUUCUUUCUCCCAUGGCUUCCACUAACCUCAUGGCUUCUAUGGCUUUGCUUCUGCUUCUGCUACCUUUGAGUGCCAUGGGAGAUGACUGGUCUCCAGCUCUCUCCCCCUUUUUAGACAAUCUAUGUGAUGAAGUGGAAUGCGGGAAAGGAACAUGCAAAGCCAGUCUUGAGUAUAAAUUCAACUUCAUCUGUGAGUGUGAUUCUGGUUGGAAGCGAACCCGUGGUGAUAAUGAAGAUGGUCUGAAGUAUCUCCCUUGUGUCAUUCCAAACUGCACACUGGACUACUCCUGCAUGACAGCCCCGUCUCCUGCUCCAGCCAUUCCACAUAAUGAAUCGGCCUUUGAUCCUUGCUAUUGGAUGUAUUGUGGAGAAGGUAAAUGCACAAGGUCAUCAGCAUAUGGUUACAAAUGUGAAUGCAAUUCUGGUUACCAGAAUCUUCUUAAUAUCUCAGUCUAUCCCUGCUACAGUGAAUGUGCACUUGGAAGCGACUGUGAGAAGCUGGGGAUCAAGGUUUCGAAUUCGACGUCCUCGUCAAAUUCAGGUGAUGGGAGUGGAGGUAGCUCGUUUCUACAAGGCAAGGCUCAUUGGAUGGCUCUAGUGCUGAUCUCCAUGGGUUUACUUCUGUGGAAGUAGGACUAGGAUUAUUAAUUGGACCCAAAUCCUAGGACACUGGAAUUUAGUUAUGUCAUAUGCGAUUUCAUUAUAUUGUCUGAUUCAUGUGUUUGGUUUAUUGCUCUUUUGAUUCCAUCUGAUUCUUGUGUAGAAUCCAGUUUGUAAAAAUAUUAUAGACAGUCAUAGGUGAUGCAUAGGACCACUAUUGAAUAAAUAUCAUGAGUCUGUUGUUUUGUUGUUUAGUAGA
Messenger RNA from Vitis riparia (riverbank grape), 920 nucleotides. Its product is annotated as slit homolog 2 protein-like. The coding region runs from base 74 to 694 and encodes 206 amino acids. The transcript is spliced from 6 exons. Lineage: Eukaryota; Viridiplantae; Streptophyta; Magnoliopsida; Vitales; Vitaceae. The record is from RefSeq and is a predicted model, not a curated record.